This is a messenger RNA of Colossoma macropomum (tambaqui), 703 nucleotides long. RefSeq names its product lipopolysaccharide-induced tumor necrosis factor-alpha factor homolog. The transcript is spliced from 5 exons. The coding region runs from base 170 to 703 and encodes 177 amino acids. The record is from RefSeq and is a predicted model, not a curated record. Gene Ontology annotation, molecular function: zinc ion binding. NCBI's taxonomy places the organism in Eukaryota, Metazoa, Chordata, Actinopteri, Characiformes, Serrasalmidae.
UACACCUGCUUAAUUAAGAGUACUAUAGAAUAUCAAAGAUAUCAAAGUGGCAAGGGGGAAAUUAUGAGUGGCAGUUAAACAGAGCAGGAGAGACAUUAAGAGGAAAUGACAGCAGAGGAGUGAGAGGAGUAUGGAGUACAGAGAGAGGCAAGAGUGUUUCAAAAAGUAAAUGGAUGUUCCUCAAUGUUCCUCAGCCCGUUCCAUGCCUCCACCCCCCUCCUACGCUGAAGCCAGUCAGUGUCCAGCUUAUAUGACAGGUCCGGCGACUCCUUCAACACCACCUCCCAGUUAUGGGGAAGCAGUGAGUGCAUCAAAUGAAGCAGUUCCGUCUCCCUUUCCUGUUCUCACCAUUCCCACCGAAAUUACAACAGUCCACCAAACACAGCAAGUGUUUGUGCAACAGACAAUACGUUCUUCGCCCCCCCAAGUGUUCGUGGUUUCACAGCAGGAGACACACAGACGUCACAGCAGGCGUCGGCUGCUUGACAGACCCACUGUGAUUAACUGCCCAUACUGCCAUCAAAAUAUCACCACCACUGUGGAAUACAAACCUGGGGCUGGAGCAUGGGGCAUGUGCUUCCUCUUCAUUCUUCUUGGGUUCAUCUGUGGAUGUUGUCUUAUCCCAUUUUGUGUUACAGCAUUCCAAGAUGUUCAUCACAGCUGUCCACACUGCAGUAAACACAUAGGGAUAUAUGUUCGCUAA